Suncus etruscus (white-toothed pygmy shrew) is the source of this 3098-nucleotide messenger RNA. RefSeq names its product VPS35 endosomal protein sorting factor like (gene VPS35L). Gene Ontology annotation, cellular component: endosome. The transcript is spliced from 31 exons. The record is from RefSeq and is a predicted model, not a curated record. Gene Ontology annotation, biological process: endocytic recycling. Bases 10 to 2901 code for a protein of 963 amino acids. NCBI's taxonomy places the organism in Eukaryota, Metazoa, Chordata, Mammalia, Eulipotyphla, Soricidae.
ACUGGCAAGAUGGCUGCGUUCCCCUGGUGUUCCAGGAACAGGAAUUACAAGGCUGAGUUUGCAUCCUGCCGGCUGGAGGCAGUGUCGCUGGAAUUUGGCGACUAUCACCCCUUGAAGCCCAUCACUCUGACCGAGUCCAAAGCCAGGAAGGUGAGCCGGAAAGGAAGCACCUCCUCUACCUCCUCCUCGUCCUCUAGCUCCGUGGUGGACCCGCUGAGCAGCGUCCUGGAUGGGACUGACCCGCUCUCCAUGUUUGCCGCCACAGCGGACCCCAUGGCCACAGCCAGCAGUACAGAUAGCUCCAGAAAGAAGCGGGACAGAGAUGAUGGCGUCGUCCUGGGCUCUGACUUUGAGCCUUGGGCCAACAAGCGCGGGGAGAUCCUAGCCCGCUACACCACCACUGAGAAGCUAUCGAUUAAUCUGUUUAUGGGAUCAGAAAAAGGCCGAGCUGGCACAGCCACAUCCGCCAUGUCUGAGAAGGUCCGGAACAGGCUGGAGGAGCUGGAUGACUUCGAGGAGGGGUCCCAGAAGGAGCUGCUGAACCUGACGCAGCAGGAUUACAUGAACCGCAUCGAGGAGCUGAACCAAUCGCUGAGGGAUGCCUGGGCCUCAGACCAAAAAGUGAAGGCUCUCAAAAUAGUCAUCCAGUGCUCCAAAUUACUCUCAGAUACCAGUGUCAUUCAGUUCUACCCCAGCAAGUUUGUCCUCAUCACGGAUAUACUCGACACUUUUGGAAAGCUCGUGUACGAGCGUAUCUUUUCUAUGUGUGUGGAUAACCGCAGUGUCUUACCAGACACCCUUUCUCCUGAGAGUGUCAGCGACACGGCCAAGGAGACGUGCCUCAACUGGUUCUUCAAGAUUGCGUCCAUCAGGGAGCUGGUGCCCAGAUUCUAUGUGGAAGCAUCUAUCCUGAAGUGUAACAAGUUCCUCUCCAAAACGGGGAUUUCAGAGUGUCUGCCUCGACUGACUUGCAUGAUCCGAGGUAUCGGAGACCCACUGGUGUCGGUGUAUGCCCGGGCCUACCUGUGCCGGGUGGGCAUGGAGGUGGCACCUCAGCUCAAGGAAAGCCUCAAUCAGAACUUCUUUGAUUUUCUCCUCACCUUCAAGCAGAUCCAUGGUGACACGGUCCAGAAUCAGCUUGUGGUCCAGGGUGUGGAGCUGCCAUCCUACCUGCCCUUGUAUUCACCGGCCAUGGACUGGAUCUUCCAGUGUAUUUCCUACCGAGCCCCAGAGACUCUGUUAACUGAAAUGAUGGAGCGAUGCAAGAAGCUAGGAAAUAAUGCCUUGUUGCUCAACUCCGUGAUGUCUGCUUUCCGGGCCGAGUUCAUUGCCACCAGGUCCAUGGAUUUCAUCGGUAUGAUUAAAGAGUGCGAAGAGUCCGGCUUCCCCAAGCAUCUUCUUUUUCGCUCCCUGGGGUUAAACUUGGCCUUGGCUGAUCCUCCUGAGGGUGACCGACUUCAGAUUCUCAAUGAAGCUUGGAAAGUGAUAACAAAGUUGAAGAAUCCACAGGACUAUGUGAACUGUGCCGAGGUAUGGGUUGAAUACACCUGCAAGCAUUUCACGAAGCGAGAGCUGAACACGGUCUUGGCUGACGUCAUUAAACACUUAACUCCUGAUCGAGCCUUCGAAGACUCCUACCCUCAGCUUCAGUCAAUAAUUAAAAAAGUGAUUACUCACUUCCAUGACUUCUCAGUGCUUUUCUCUGUGGAAAAAUUCCUGCCAUUUCUGGACAUGUUCCAGAAAGAGAGCGUGCGGGUAGAGGUGUGCAAAUGCAUCAUGGAAGUUUUUAUCAAGCACCAGCAAGAGCCCACCAAGGACCCCGUCAUCCUGAAUGCACUUCUGCACGUCUGCAAGACCAUGCAUGAUUCUGUGAAUGCCCUCACUCUGGAGGAUGAGAAGAGGAUGCUGGCAUAUCUGAUCAACGGGUUCAUAAAAAUGGUGUCCUUUGGCCGAGACUUUGAGCAGCAGCUCAGCUUUUAUGUGGAGGCCCGGUCCAUGUUCUGCAACCUGGAGCCUGUCCUGGUGCAGCUCAUCCACAGCGUGAACCGGUUGGCCAUGGAAACCAGGAAAGUUAUGAAGGGAAAUCAUUCCAGAAAGACAGCUGCGUUCGUCCGGGCCUGCGUUGCCUACUGCUUCAUCACCAUUCCCUCUCUGGGGGGCAUCUUCUCGCGCCUCAACCUCUACUUGCACUCCGGCCAGGUGGCCCUUGCCAACCAGUGCCUCUCACAAGCUGACGCCUUCUUCAAAGCUGCCAUCAGCCUGGUCCCUGAGGUCCCCAAGUCCAUCAGCGUGGAGGGGAAGACGCGGCCAUCAGAGCCAUUUCUGCUCGAGUUUCUCUUCAACUUCUUCUCCACUCUGCUCAUAGUGCCGGAUCACCCUGAGCACGGGGUCCUGUUCCUGGUGCGGGAGCUGCUCAACGUGAUCCAGGACUACACGUGGGAGAGCGGCGGCGAUGACAAAAUCCGCCUGUACACCUGCGUGCUGCACCUGCUAGCUGCCAUGAGCCAGGAGACCUUCCUCUACCACAUUGACCGAGUUGACUCCAACGACAGCCUUUAUGGUGGAGACACAAAGUUCCUGGCCGAGAACACCAAGCUGUGUGAGACAGUGAUGGCACAGAUCCUUGAGCACCUGAAAGCCCUCGCCAAGGACGAGGCCCUGAAGCGUCAGAGCUCGCUGGGCCUGUUGUUUUUCAACAGCAUCUUGGCACACGGCGACCUGCGCAACCACCGGCUCAACCAGCUCUCUGUCAGCCUGUGGCACUUGGCACAGCGGCAUGGCUGUGCUGACCCCCGGAUCAUGGUGAAAACUCUGGAAUAUAUCAAGCAGCAAAGCAGACAACCAGGGAUGGCUCAUCUGACAGAGCUAGCCCUCAGGCUGCCCCUGCAAACUAGGACCUGAACUGAGGCUGGCAUAGGCCCAGGGGCAAGCCCCAAGGCAUACUUAGAGCAACCCACACCCGUGCAAUUCUGUGGCCUGAUCCACCUAGAGCUUCAGGAGCUGGGUUGCCCUGUGGACUUUUCCUGUCUUCGAAAGCUUGGAUCAGUCUCAGACUAUGCCAAAGGAUGGCAGGAGAAAGGGGGUGUCUAAAGUGAGGU